AUGCUGGGGGCAAGUGACCAACAAACAAUCAUUUGCGCCGUGGCCGAGUCUCGUGGCAUUUCACCUUCUAUUGGGAUUGCCCUUGUAAACAUUACACUUGGAGAGGCUAUAUUGAGCCAGAUAUGCGACAAUCAAUCAUAUGUCAAGACGAUACACAAGCUUCAGAUAGCAAUUGCAUCUAGAAUUGUCUUGAUGUCUACAGCAUGCCCGCCGAAUAAAGACAGUGUUCUGUAUAGCUUGAUCGAUGAGCUCAUACCCGACGCAGAUAUUGAAAUGCUGGACAGAUCCGCCUGGUCGGAGAUAGACGGCCUUGAGUACAUUGAAAACCUAGCAUUCAAAAGCGAUAUCGACCCCAUGAAGGUGGCAACGCAGGGAAAGUAUUAUUGCAUUGGCUCGCUUGCAGCGCAUAUGUUUACCGUCACUUUUGCUCCUAAUUCGUUGCGUAUUAGAUAUCGACCGUCGGAAGAUACCAUGAUGAUCGACGUGUCAGUCAUACAAUCGCUAGAGAUCUUGCAGAACCUUGACAAACCCAAGUCCAAGGACAGUCUCUUUGGGCUAUUGAAUCAAACAAAGACACCGAUGGGAUCGCGGAUGCUUCGCAGCAACAUUCUUCAACCUCCGACAAAGUAUGACACUUUCAUUGGGCCACGCUAUGAAGCCUUGGAAGAGCUUACAGAUAUGCGUAAUCAGAGGACGUAUGCCGUCAAAGCCGGCAUCAAUGACAUGCUUGACGUCGCACGACAAACGUACAAAGAGCUGACAAAUGAGGUCCAUCUUCAUUUAAACGACGUGGAAGCCCAGCAGGGUAUUCACUUGACUCUCAAGUUCGAUCAUGGACGCAAGUAUUGGCUGCACGUAAAAUCGGGGCAUCUAAACCAAGAAGCGUUACCACGUAUUUUCAUCAAUGUGCUGAAAAAGAAGGAUCAUAUCGAGUGUCAGACUCUGCCAUUGGUAAAACUAAACUUACGCCUAUCAGAGACGUCCAACGAAAUUGUCAUGCGUAGUGACAAAGUAAUCCAAAAGCUCAUAGAGGAUCUCAGGGAGUCAGCUCCACAGCUAUUCAGAGUCUGCGAAUCUGUUGCUCUAGUCGAUAUGAUAGCCUCUUUCGCGCAUCUUGCUACCAUCAGAGAUUAUGUUCGACCAGAGAUUUUAGGCACACUGGCGUUGAAAGCAGCCCGACACCCAAUCUUGGACCGUGUCAUGUUUGAGGAAUUUGUUCCAAAUGAUUACAUUGCGACGCCGGAACACCGUUUCCACAUUGUGACAGGAUGCAACAUGGCAGGCAAGACGACAUACAUCAGAGCUGUUGCACUGCUGCAGAUAAUGGCCCAAAUUGGAUGCUUCGUUCCAGCUGAAUAUGCAUCUUUCUCCGUGGUUCACAAUCUGUUUGCACGAGUGUCUUUAGCCGACAAUCUCGAGGCCAACCUUUCCACCUAUUCUCUAGAGAUGCGGGAGAUGGCUUUCAUCUUACGAAACGUAGACGAGAAAAGCUUGGUGAUCAUCGAUGAGCUGGGCCGUGGGACGAGCCCCAGGGAUGGCCUGGCCAUGGCAAUCGCAAUGUCGGAAGCACUCAUACAGUCAGGCGCCUUUGUGUGGUUCGCCACUCAUUUCGUUGAGCUUACUCAAGUGUUGAAGGAUCGCCCUGGCGUUUUGAAUUUGCAAUUGGCCUCGGAGCGGUCUAUUUCAGAUGUAGGCGAACCACGACUGGUCAUGCUCUACAAGGCAAAAUCUGGUGUUGUCGACCCGAACCAACAUUACGGAAUCGACUUGGCAAGAGCAAUAGGAUUUCCAGAAUCCUUCACCAAGCGGGCCGAAGAGGUGGCCAACGCCCUGAGGCGACGAAGAGAGGCGAACUGGCGGGACUCUGAGUCGCAACGGCUGGUGGCCCGUCGUAAGCUCGUGCUCAGUUUGCAUGAUGCGCUGCGACAAGCUUACGAGCACGGGAGCGACGAAGCCUUGCCCGGAUACUUGAAACAUUUACAGGAAGACUUUAUCACUCGCAUGAAUGACUUGGAGAUCUCAUAA
This is a messenger RNA of Metarhizium album ARSEF 1941, 2025 nucleotides long. Its product is annotated as DNA mismatch repair protein MutS, C-terminal domain protein. NCBI's taxonomy places the organism in Eukaryota, Fungi, Ascomycota, Sordariomycetes, Hypocreales, Clavicipitaceae. The record is from RefSeq and is a predicted model, not a curated record. Gene Ontology annotation, cellular component: nucleus. The transcript is spliced from 5 exons. The coding region runs from base 1 to 2025 and encodes 674 amino acids. Gene Ontology annotation, molecular function: ATP binding; mismatched DNA binding; ATP-dependent DNA damage sensor activity. Gene Ontology annotation, biological process: reciprocal meiotic recombination; mismatch repair.